Messenger RNA from Bemisia tabaci, 2543 nucleotides. It is a transcript of the gene Ih, whose product is annotated as hyperpolarization activated cyclic nucleotide gated potassium channel Ih. Gene Ontology annotation, biological process: sodium ion transmembrane transport; potassium ion transmembrane transport; regulation of membrane depolarization. The record is from RefSeq and is a predicted model, not a curated record. Gene Ontology annotation, molecular function: voltage-gated potassium channel activity. NCBI's taxonomy places the organism in Eukaryota, Metazoa, Arthropoda, Insecta, Hemiptera, Aleyrodidae. Gene Ontology annotation, cellular component: membrane; HCN channel complex.
GGGCUCAAGCUGGUCAACGGGCGGCUGUCGGCGUCGGCCUCGCAGUCGCCGUCGCACGCUCAGUCGGUGGAGGAGAUCCGAAGCGGUGGCGGGGGGUUCGCUCAGUCGGCGCGCUCUUGUUUCUCGCGCGAUGACUCGGUCAAGAUCAGCAUCGAGAACACGGACUCCCUGGUGACAGCCCUCGACGACGAGACGCUCCUCCUGACCGAGCUCGGGGGCCCGGACAUGUACAACCACCGGGGCAGCGGGAAGGUCCACUUCACCGGGGGUGGGCAACCGGACGAGUUCUCGCUCUACGGCACGCCUAAGGAGGAGCCCGGGCCGCUCCCGAUGGGGCACCACGCGGGCCACGGGCCGUCCGGCGCCGGGCACCACGGCGGGGGCCACGGGGCCCUCGGCACCAGCGCCAUGGGCCUCGGGAGCCACGACCCGAGCAGCAAGCAGAGCUUCCUCAAGAACCAGCUCCAGGCCCUCUUCCAGCCGACGGACAACAAGCUGGCCAUGAAGCUCUUCGGCUCCAAGAAGGCCCUCAUGAAGGAGCGCAUACGGCAGAAAGCCGCAGGCCACUGGGUCAUACACCCUUGUUCCAGUUUUCGAUUUUAUUGGGACCUAUGUAUGUUGUUAUUAUUGGUAGCCAAUUUAAUAAUCCUGCCUGUAGCCAUAUCGUUUUUUAACGAUGACCUAAGCACUAGAUGGAUCGCCUUCAACUGCCUCUCAGACACCAUCUUUUUAAUAGAUAUUGUUGUUAAUUUUAGAACUGGAAUCAUGCAGAAGGAUAAUGCAGAACAAGUUAUUUUAGAUCCUAAGUUAAUAGCAAAAAAUUAUUUGAAGACAUGGUUCUUCCUAGACCUAAUAAGUUCAAUCCCUUUAGAUUAUAUUUUCCUAAUUUUUAAUCAGGAUUUUAGUGAAAGUUUUCAAAUUUUACACGCGGGCAGAGCGCUGCGGAUUCUUCGAUUAGCCAAACUUCUUAGCUUAGUGAGAUUGCUCAGACUUUCAAGACUGGUCCGAUAUGUUAGCCAGUGGGAGGAGGUCUAUUUUUUGAAUAUGGCCAGCGUGUUCAUGAGGAUCUUCAACCUUAUCUGUAUGAUGCUUCUCAUUGGACAUUGGUCCGGGUGCCUUCAAUUUCUUGUUCCUAUGCUUCAAGGUUUUCCAUCUAAUUCUUGGGUGGCCAUCAACGAGCUUCAGGAGGCGUACUGGCUGGAACAGUACUCUUGGGCGUUAUUCAAGGCCAUGUCGCACAUGUUGUGCAUCGGGUAUGGGCGCUUCCCGCCGCAGUCACUGACGGACAUGUGGCUCACCAUGCUCUCCAUGAUCAGCGGGGCCACCUGUUACGCGCUCUUCUCAGGUCACGCUACCAACCUCAUCCAGAGCUUGGAUUCUUCAAGGAGACAUUACCGGGAAAGGGUAAAACAAGUUGAGGAAUACAUGGCUUACAGGAAGCUGCCGAGGGAUAUGCGGCAAAAAAUUACAGAAUAUUUUGAACAUAGGUAUCAGGGUAAAUUCUUCGACGAGGAGGCCAUCCUCGGAGAACUUUCUGAGAAACUUAGAGAGGAUGUAAUUAAUUAUAAUUGUAGGUCUUUAGUCGCUUCAGUUCCAUUCUUUGCCAACGCUGAUUCAAAUUUUGUCUCUGAUGUUGUUACGAAACUUCGAUACGAGGUCUUCCAACCAGGUGAUAUAAUCAUUAAAGAGGGGACGAUCGGGAACAAGAUGUACUUCAUCCAGGAGGGGAUCGUGGACAUCGUCAUGGCCAACGGGGAGGUGGCGACGAGCCUGAGCGACGGCUCCUACUUCGGCGAGAUCUGCCUGCUCACCAACGCCCGGCGGGUGGCCAGCGUCCGCGCCGAGACCUACUGCAACCUCUUCUCCCUCUCGGUCGAGCACUUCAACGCCGUCCUCGACCAGUACCCGCUCAUGCGCCGCACCAUGGAGUCCGUCGCAGCCGAAAGGUUGAACAAGAUCGGGAAGGACCCGAACCUCCUGUCGCACCACAAGGAAGAGGAAGAAGAGGGUGAUGAGAGCGAGUCGGAGAGCAAGACGAUCAACGCGGUGGUGAACGCCCUCUCGGAGCAGGCGGACCACGCCAACACCUCCAUCGAGCCGAUCGGGAUCGGGGCCCGGAGCCUCCUGACCGAGCUCGGCAAGAGCCUCCACAUCCUCACGGCCAGCCUCCCCAAGCCCCGCUCCGAGAACAACUUCGCCUCCAUCCCCGAGCUCCAGGACCGCAUCGGCCAGGGUAACCGGCCCUCCUUCCACAAGUCCGACACCAUCCAAGUCUCCGCCUCGUCCUCCGCACAGCAAUGACGCCACACCCUCGCACACCCCCCCUAAGAGUGUUCCACCUCCCGUUGACCUCAUCCACGAAUCCUAGAUCCGCACGAGUCCGAGACCAGGAGAGACCCUCCAUUGAUGGUUCGAGAACCAGAAAACGAUUACCGGGUGAAAAAGCUCCCAUUCUAGGUCCGUCGAAAGUUCCGGGAUUCAGAACUUUUUUGUUCCAAAAUCUCCCGCUCCAUAACCGUCAAAAAUUCCGGGAUUCUUUUUAG